CCUUUACAAACAUCCUGAAACAGAUCCCGCUCGUAGCCCUAUUUCAUACCUUCAAAAUCCUAGAAGAUGUCAGGCGGUUUCUUUCGAGGCACUACGGCUGAUCAGGACACUCGGUUCUCGAACAAGCAUGCUAAGCUGCUUAAAUCUCACAAGUUUCCACCUGAAUUGGAGAAUCUGGUGGACAUGACAAAAGUUAAGAUGGAUGUCAUGCGUCCAUGGAUAGCGCACAGGGUGACUGAACUUCUUGGAUUUGAGGAUGAAGUUCUUAUUAACUUCAUUUAUGGCCUUUUAGAGGAGAAGGUUGUUAACGGUAAAGAGAUUCAAAUUUCACUUACUGGAUUUAUGGAGAAAAAUACCGGAAAAUUUAUGAAGGAGCUAUGGACACAUCUUCUCAGUGCCCAGCAGAACACAAGUGGUGUUCCCCAACAGUUCUUGGAUGCCAAGGAGGAAGAAACUAAGAAGAAGCAGGAGGAUACGGCCCGUAUAACCAGAGAAUUGAAGAGAAUAAAAGAGAAGGAAGAGCAAGAGAGAGUGAAGAUGGACAGAGAGGCCGAUGAUGUGAAAGCUGCUAAUUUGGAGGCCCACCCAAGGAGACGCACAAAAUUUUCUAGCAAGUGGUCAGCUGAUGACAAAGGGACUGAUGAGCGGAACGGAUCAAAAGAAACUGCGAGGAUUCCUCGAUCUCCACAUUCCGCUGAUCAUUCUCCGUCACCACCUCGAGGUACACGUCCGAGAUCAGUUAGCAAUUCCUUCUCUAAUUCCAGAAGUCAUUCAAGUUCAAGAAGUUUGUCAGCAUCCCCCAAACCCUUAAGGCACUCAGCUUCUCAUGAAAGGAGAUCCCACUCUCUUUCAAGACGCUCUUCUACACCUCGUCGAGUAGGCUCACGUCAGCGAUCACCAUUUCUUGCACCCUCACGCAGACAAUCACCUUCACCUGCAAGGCGUAGGUUGCGAUCCCCAUCCCCUGCAUCUUCACGUGGACGAUCACCUUCACCUGCAAGGCGCAGGUUGCAAUCCCCCACAUAUCGCAGAUCACGUUCUCCGGUGCGACAAAGAUCACGGUCACCAUUAAGGCGUAGGUCACGUUCUCCCGUACGCCGAAGGUCGCGGACUCCUAUUCGGAGGUCACGCACCCCCAUCCGAAGGAGAUCACGCACUCCCAUCAGGAGGAGGUCGCGAACCCCUAUCAGGAGGAGGUCACGAACCCCUAUCAGGAGGAAGUCACGCACCCCCAUCCGAAGGAAGUCACGGUCUCCCAUCAGGAGGAGGUCGCGGACCCCUAUCAGGAGGAGGUCACGCACCCCUAUCAGGAGAAGGUCACGCACCCCCAUCAGGAGGAGGUCGCGGACCCCCAUCAGGAGGUCACCGACUCCCAUUCAAAGGAGGUCACGGUCUCCCAUACGGCGAAGGUCAUCAUCUCCAUUUCAACGCAGGCCACGAUCUCCUUACCUACAAAGGUCACAGUCAACCACAUCUUCUUCCCCUGUGCACUCUAGAUCUCCUUCACCAGUUCGUCGCAGGUCACCAUCUCCUAUGAGGGGGCAAUAUCAGAAAGCCUCCCGAUCUCCUCCUCCAAUUAGGCGUCAGAGAUCCCCAAGGCCUGGAAAUAGGUCUUCUUCACCAUCAGGUAGAAGUUCUGUGUCUCCUACACGUGGUACACCACCUCCUCUGCCGAAAAGAGGAUCACCAAAGCGCGAACAGAGAUCAUCUUUAUGGUCUUCUAGAGAUGGACACAGAGAUCAUCAAGCUCCGCGAAGAGUGCCAGCUGAGAGUCAUUCUCCUGUUCCAGUAAGGUCUUUUAAAAGAGAACCAAAGGGCGAUGAAAUUUCUCAUCACGGAGAGCCAACUUUAUCACCCUCACUGCACAAAUCUCGUUCCAGUCCCAGUGGCGAGAGCCCUCUACCUCCAAAGAGACAAAGAAAAGGUGUGAUUACCAAGGAUCAUCUUGAAAAUGUAGAGGUCGAAGGAAUGACUUUUUCCAGUAAAAAUGAUGGAAGGACGAGUGAUCCUGAAUUAUCAAGUGACAGGGUACAGGACUCUGAAAAAGGAUACAAAGCUGAUGAGACGAACCAGGAAGCAGUAAAUAUGCCAAAGGAUCAAAGUGGCUCAUUGGAUUCUGUCUCUGAGGAAAGUGACCAUAAGAGAAAGCACAAAAGGAAAGACGUCACGUCAGGCGAUGAUAAUAGUCAUGAUUCUCAUGCAGAAGACAGAAAGGAAGCUAAGAGAAGACGCAAAGAAGAGAAAAAACUAAAAAAACAAGAGAAACGUAUACGACGGGAGGAAAGGCGUCGCAAAAAAGAUAUCCGACGGUCAGAAAAGCUAAAACUCAAGGCACAUGGGAAUGUUUCUCCGUCUUCUGAUUUUGACAAGAGUCGUGAUGAGUCAGUAGCAUUGUCUGAUGAGAAGAAACUUGAAAUUGAGCUCCGCGAAAAGGCCCUUGAAUCUCUUAGAGCCAAAAAGGGCGUUGCUCGUUAAUUUUAUCGUCUCAAUGUUUUACCUCUUAAAAAACGUUUUCAUUUUGGUUGUGUAGUGUUGAUAGCUCUUUAAUACUAGUCUGUGUUUACUGUGGGCAGCUGAACCGACACAGGCAUUAUCUUGAGUGCAUUUUGCCGAUUUCCUGCAAUAUUUUCUGGUAAUAAAUGUCAUCUUUCUUUUUA
Messenger RNA from Helianthus annuus (common sunflower), 2657 nucleotides. RefSeq names its product PWI domain-containing protein C825.05c. Gene Ontology annotation, biological process: mRNA processing; regulation of mRNA splicing, via spliceosome. Bases 67 to 2475 code for a protein of 802 amino acids. Lineage: Eukaryota; Viridiplantae; Streptophyta; Magnoliopsida; Asterales; Asteraceae. The record is from RefSeq and is a predicted model, not a curated record. Gene Ontology annotation, cellular component: spliceosomal complex. Gene Ontology annotation, molecular function: RNA binding. The transcript has 12 exons.